AUGGCCGACCCAAAAUCUGUUCGCGCGCCGACGACAGCCAGCCUACCAAACAACCUGCGCAUACCCUCAACGACUCCCUCCCUCACGAAAACUUUGGGCAGACUAUCCAGAACCGCGCUCAUAGAACUAGCGCUCUAUUGGCUAGACGACCGCAACGUGACAUCAUUCCCACCCUACCUCCAACCCGAAGACGAAGCGAACAAUGACGACGAAGAAACCCUCCCCUACCCCGCUGCCGAAACGAUCGCAGAAGUGCGCAUCGAGUACGAAAACUUCCAAGAACGAAAGGGAGGCAAGCGCGAAGUCCUCGAGAGAAUCUUGGAAGGCGACUGGCGACAUGGCAUCACCCUCCGCCAACUCGCAAUGGCCGACCUGCGAUACAUGGACGACCACCCUGCAGGCCUGCGCUGGACCGCAAUGGAAAUAAGUCGUAUCGAUAUGAAAGCGAAGAAAGCAACAGACACCCAAACAGAAGAUUGGUCAAGCAAUAUUCCGCGAAUGCAAGCCGCCACUUUCGUCAGGGCUCUUCAGCAUGAAAUCGCGCCGCUCGUCAAGGCGCAUUACCACCUAUCCCGCUCCUUGAAAUUCCCGCUCACAUUCCUACGAAUUUUUAUUGUUGACUCACCGUACCAAACACCCCGUCAAACGCCGGAAAUAUUCGCGGACGCAACGCGCAUUAUCUAUGUCGCUUUUCCGGAUAGCUGUCCCUUCCUCUACACAUCGAUCACGACAGCACCCGCCGCAAAAACCGGCUCGACGGGCUCGAUCGCAAAUGAUCCGAGGACAUUACAGCGUCUUGUUCGUGAUGCGAUCCCGAAGGCACUCUCACGACCACAGGAGCGGUAUACCCUGAACCCAACGGCUUUGACUGCGAAGAAUCUACCAACACUCCUCGCGCUCCGUGGGCCUGGACGAACUACGGCUGCGAAUGGUGCGUUUAGUAUCUUCGCUGAUGCAGCUCUGGAAGGAAGUCCCCUGGACCCGCGUCCGUCAAAUACAGUCUCCGCGGAAGAACAUAUGCGCAAUGGACAUGAAGCUAGCGCUCCACUUGCGGAGGAAGACAAAGAGAACAUCAGCAACGAGCCGCAGAAACCAGGCCGACCAUCCAAAAAGCGACAAUUAGGAAGCAAACCAGACACAAUUAAGCUCUCCCCAAACUCCAAAAAGCGACGGUUAGUAGCAGCCUCCCGCUUCGGGACAACAGGCUCUUCAACAACUCCCGCUCCACUCGACCGUCUCGACAUCCGACUCCUCGAUAACGCAGCCUCAACCAACGACGGCGACGCCGACUCUGCCCCCACUUCUGCAGCUGUCUCUCUCACAUUCACCGGGUCCGAUGUUAUCGGUGGGAUCCGGAGGUUGGCUGAGCUUGGUGUCGUUGAUCCGGAACGUAUACCUUCUUGGAUGACGGGUGAAGAGGCUGCUAGUAUGAUGUUUGUUCGUGGGGGACGGCGUCUUCGUAGUGAGGUUUGA
Molecule: messenger RNA, 1473 nt
Organism: Penicillium argentinense
Lineage: Eukaryota; Fungi; Ascomycota; Eurotiomycetes; Eurotiales; Aspergillaceae
Product: CENP-N/CHL4 family protein
Exons: 1
Coding region: 1-1473 (490 amino acids)
Biological process (GO): CENP-A containing chromatin assembly; chromosome segregation
Source: RefSeq, a predicted model, not a curated record